AUGGUUAAAAUAUCAGCUUUAAUUUCAUUAGUAUUUGUAGUACUUAGUUUCGUUGCUGCAACUAUUGCAUUUUCAUCAUAUUGGUAUUAUAUGAAAAUUGAAACAACAUCAAGUAAUGGAAUAUCUACAACAACAACUACAUAUUUAAAAUAUAAUCAAGCAAAACUUAUAUUGAAUAUGGAUGGAAAUGAACAAAGUGUAGUCCAAGAUUAUACAAGUGAUGUGAAGAAAACCAUGAAACACCAAUUAGAGAUUUUUAAUGCAUCUUUAGCAUUUGAUAUUCUCGGUUGGAUUACAUUAAUUAUUGGUGCUGUUUUAAUAUCAUUACAAAUUGUUGGUAAAUUAAUUCUUAUUCCAAUUCCAAAGAUUCAUAUGAUUUCUAAAUUUGUUUUAAUAAUUUCAACUAUUUUCUUAAUGAUAUCAAUGUUUAUAUUUUGUGGUUUAUCAAAUGCUAGAAAGAAUGAUUGUAAAAAUCAAAUGAAUGAUGGUGAUGAUGAAAUCGGUGCUUGUGAUAGUGCCUAUUUUAAAUCAUUUAUUGGUGAUGUUGAUAUUAGUGGUCAAUCUAUGAAAUGGGGUCCUCAUCUAUCUUUUGGUUUUGUUGUUGCUGCUUCUGGUUUAUCUCUCAUAGCCUCUAUCAUUGCAAUUGUUUGUGGUGUUUUCGUUAAGAAUGAAGAAACUUCUGGAAAAUAA
This is a messenger RNA of Dictyostelium discoideum AX4, 690 nucleotides long. RefSeq lists its product as hypothetical. NCBI's taxonomy places the organism in Eukaryota, Evosea, Eumycetozoa, Dictyosteliales, Dictyosteliaceae. The coding region runs from base 1 to 690 and encodes 229 amino acids. The record is from RefSeq and is a predicted model, not a curated record. The transcript has 2 exons.